Messenger RNA from Ictidomys tridecemlineatus (thirteen-lined ground squirrel), 2598 nucleotides. Lineage: Eukaryota; Metazoa; Chordata; Mammalia; Rodentia; Sciuridae. The record is from RefSeq and is a predicted model, not a curated record.
GGGGAGUGUUGCCAGUCGAGCUCCUUACUGCGCAGGUGUAAUGAAAGGGUUUCCCUUUCUGUGGAGGGAAACCUGGCCUCCUUGUAAACUGGAGGUGUCUCGUUGGUUCUGUCAUGCUUGUGCCUGGCUGCGCUGUAGAAUUGGCAUUUUCUCUCCAGUCCCGGGCUCCAUGUGCGGUGCUUACCGGCAAUUUAAAAUCAGUACAAUGGAAAGAAAGUGCUGUAGGCGGCCUGGGUUAUGGCCCUUCUCAACAAUGUAUACAUUCCUGCUAGGUGCCUUAUUCAUUGCUUUAAGCUCAAGUCGCAUCUUACUGGUAAAAUACUCUGCCAAUGAAGAGAACAAGUAUGAUUAUCUACCAACUACUGUGAAUGUAUGCUCAGAACUGGUGAAGCUAGUUUUCUGUGUGCUUGUGUCCUUCUGUGUUAUAAAGAAAGAACCUCAUCGAAAUAGAAAUUUGAGAUGUGCUUCCUGGAAGGAAUUCUGUAAUUUCAUGAAGUGGUCCAUUCCUGCCUUUCUCUAUUUCCUGGACAACUUGAUUGUCUUCUAUGUCCUAUCCUAUCUUCAGCCUGCCAUGGCUGUUAUCUUCUCAAAUUUUAGCAUUAUAACAACAGCUCUUCUAUUCAGGAUAGUGCUGAAUAUUUCUUCAAUGGCUAAUAUUUAUAAUGAAAAAAUAUUGAAGGAAGGGAACCAGCUCACUGAAAACAUCUUCAUACAGAACAGCAAACUCUAUUUCUUUGGCAUUCUUUUUAAUGGACUGACACUGGGCCUUCAGAGCAGUAACCGUGAUCAGAUUAAGAACUGUGGAUUUUUUUAUGGACACAAUGUAUUUUCAGUAGCCCUUAUUUUUGUAACUGCAUUCCAGGGCCUUUCAGUAGCUUUCAUUCUCAAGUUCCUGGAUAACAUGUUCCAUGUCUUGAUGGCUCAGAUCACCACUGUCAUCAUCACAGCAGUAUCUGUCCUGGUCUUUGACUUCAGGCCCUCCCUGGAGUUUUUCUUGGAAGCCCCAUCAGUCCUGCUCUCCAUUUUUAUUUAUAAUGCCGGCAAGCCUCAAAGCCUGGAAUAUCCACCUAGGCAAGAGAGGGUCAGAGAUCUAAGUGGCAAUCUUUGGGAGCGUUCCAGUGGGGAUGGAGAAGAACUGGAAAGGCUUACCAAACCCAAGAGUGAUGAAUCAGAUGAAGAUAAUUUCUAAUUGGUACCCAAAUAGUUGGCAGCUCUCACAAUUGUAUUUUCACAUUUUCAAUAUUUGUAAUAUUUAUGUUUUCAUUUUUAUAAACCAAGGAUGCACUAAAACAUAACCCUUUUUGUAUCUAUCUAAUCGCUCCUAAAACGGUUUCAUCCCAAGGCUUAAAGUACCCAAAGUGUGAAAAAUUUCCCAGGAAAUGACACAGAUAUCAAAGCAUAGAGACUAUAUUAAUAACCCAGUGUUUUGUAAGUCAGCAACAAAUAUUUGCAGAUUAUUUUCCUUGUACUCCAAGUUUCCAAACUUGAAAUAAUCAUGUUAACUAGAUCCUAUAAAUAUACAGAUAGAGAUCAGUUUGCCAGAUAUUCAUAAUUAUGUGGUUCUAGUCUGCAUGUGACAGUCUUCCCUUUUUUAUCAUAAAUAACAUAGGUUUUCUCCCCAAUUUAGAGACUGUAGAGAUAGGCAUUUUGCAAUUAAAAAGCAAUGAAAGUAAAAAUUUUGGCUGGAGGGCCUAUCUGACUGUGCCAUAGUUUCAGGAUGAUGUAGUCCGUGCUAAAUGUUUUGCCGAAAAAGUAACUUUUCUGAAACAAAAUCUCAGAAUUUUAGUUUUUAAGAAUUUACAGAAAAUUUUUUUUUUGUAAUUAUCUUUCAGUGUUUUAUAUACAAGUAAGCUUUGUGUAAGUGAAGUUGGUUCCCAAGUUACCACAGUCAGCACUUGUAUUUAAGCAAACCAUUGUGAGUUGUUUGUUCCUUCCUCUUCAAUUUGUAUAUCUCAACAUCUUGGCAUCAUUGCUUUUGGAUUAUUACAUUUUGGAAAAUAAAUAUGAAGGCAUUUUAUUUUAUUAGUUAUUAAUUAAAGCUUGUGACUGUUAAUAUGUCUUUAUAUCAUAUUCUGUUUCUGAGAGUCAAAACACUGGCUUCAAAAUCAUUACAAGAUUAUCAAUAAGACUAAUGCCAAAGAAUUCCUUUAAAAAAGAUGCUUUUGCAAAUAAAUGUUGACUUUUAAUGAAAUAUGAAUUGUAUAACUCUAAAAAUAGGAAAUCACUUUACAGUAAUUGUUCUCACUUAUAAGUGCAUGGUAUUUUUUAAGGUACUUUUGCAUGCAGCCAAUUGACUCUAUUAGAUAGAACAAUCAGGUGAUAGAUAAUUUAAAAACAAGAAAACGGUGAUUUGUUAAAGGUCAUGCAGCUGAAUGGUGAUAGGAGGACAGGCUUUAGCUUAUAACACUGUAUGUUUACAAAGUUCUAUACUGUAAAUUUAAGUGAUAAGGUGUCAUGCCUACACAUUUCUUCUUUAUUUCCUCUUAAUUUUUAUAUAUGUAAGAUAAUGCUAUUAUAUAAUCCAUCUGUGAUAUCCUGAAUAAUAUGACUGUCAAGAAUUGGUCACAAUUUGUAAUUAAAUUAAUUAUUAAACCUGUA